Messenger RNA from Benincasa hispida (wax gourd), 2751 nucleotides. NCBI's taxonomy places the organism in Eukaryota, Viridiplantae, Streptophyta, Magnoliopsida, Cucurbitales, Cucurbitaceae. The record is from RefSeq and is a predicted model, not a curated record.
AUGCAAGCAGUUGUCGAUGCCUCUGCAGAAGGAGGAUUGAUGAACAAGUCAUAUACGAAGGAAAAUAACAUAUUGGAUCGCAUCUCGCAGCAUUCUGAUGAGUGGAUUGAUACUGGGCUUGAGGUAAGAGGUCUGAAGCAAGAAAGAGCAGAAAGUGCCGAUGUGUCAACCGAUACAAUGAGCGCACUGGUCGAUCAGAUGACUAUAAUGACCUCAAUUCUCCAGACAAUGACUAACCAACAGAGAACUCUUUCUCAGGAAUCAGCACAAGUUAAUGCAUUGACUCACGUGGCCCCAAUAAAUUGCGUCCAAUGCAGAGAGGGGCAUCCAGUAGAGUUCUGCCCAUGGAAUCAACAACCUGUGUAUGCCGUUUACGAUGAAUCAUUUUGCAACAUCUAUAACCCUGGUUGGUGGGAUCACCUAACUAUAGGUUGGGACGGGAAUCACAAUCAGGAGAGCCAUAGUUUCUAUCAGUAUAGUUAUCAGGGGGAUCGAGGCAACACUCCGAUCAUCAUUAAUUCGGAUUGUAGCCCAAGUAAUGCCCAAGGGCAAGCACUCAUCGAUGUGCAAAAAGGAGAAUUGACCAUCAGGGUCGACGAUCAGGAAGUAAAAUUCAACAUACUCAAUGCGUUAAAGUACCCAGUGGAUGUGGAAAAUUGCCAAUACAUUGAGGAACUGUGGGAAGAACCUUGGCAUGAAUUUCUGAAGGAGCUGGAGGAAGAAGAUUUUGACAUCGGCAUAAUAUUGGAGGAGGACUGCGCCGCAAUUCAUAUUGAAUCAAAUUUUGAAUCUUUCAAGUUAUCAAAAUGGACAUCACAACGCAUUAAGCCAUCUCUGGAAGAUCCACAUGUGCUAGAGUUAAAGCCAUUGCCCGUGCACCUUAAGUAUGCUUACUUAGGAAGUAACGACACAUUACUGGUUAUCAUUUCCGCAUCGUUGAGUAAGGAAAAAGAAGAUGCGCUCAUACAGAUCCUAAAGAGUAUUGCAAAGGCAUUAGGAUGGACCUUGGCAGACAUUCGAGAAAUCAGCCCCUCAUAUUGUAUGCACGAGAUUCAUUUGGAGGAAGGAAAGACUGGAUCAGUAGAAAGGCAACGUCGCUUGAACCCUACCAUGAGGGUGGUCGUGAAAAAGGAAAUAGUAAAGUGGCUGGACGCAGGUGUCAUCUACCCGAUAUCUAAUAGCAGCUGGGUAAGCCCAGUGCAGUGUGUUCCAAAGAAAGGAGGGAUGACAAUCAUCACUAAUGACAAGAAUGAAUUAAUUCCCACGAGAACGACUACGGGGUGGAGAAUUUGUAUGGAUUAUUGCAAGCUGAAUUUGGCCACCAAAAAGGACCAUUUCCCACUCUCGUUCAUUGAUCAGAUGUUAGACAGACUUGCAGGGAAUGAAGUCUUCUGUUUUCUUGAUGGGUAUUCAGGGUACAACCAGAUAGUAAUAGCACCGGAGGACCAAGACAAGACAACCUUAACGUGCCCAUUUGGUACGUUUGCAUUCCGACGUAUGCCAUUUGGACUCUGUAAUGCGCCAUGCACUUUUCAACGAUGCAUGAUGGCAAUAUUCUCAGAUUACUUGGAGGAGUCAGUCAAGGUAUUCAUGGAUGAUUUCUCAUUUUUCGGCAAUAACUACGACUCCUGUUUAUCCAACCUUGAAAUGGUCUUGAAGAGAUGCGUAGCAACAAAUCCUUUUUUGAACUGGGAAAAAUGCCACUUUAUGAUGGAAGAAGGAAUAGUUCUGGGUCACAAAAUCUCUAAGGCCGGCUUGGAAGUUGAUCAGGCAAAGAUUGAUGCAAUUUCUAAGUUACCCCCACUAGUGAACGUAAAGACACUUAGGAGCUUUCUGGGACACGCUGGGUUUUAUAGAAGAUUUAUUCGCAACUUCUCCCAAAUCCCAAGGCCCCUAAGUGCACUACUGGAAGCUGACCGAGAAUACAAUUUUGAUGACGCAUGCACCAAAGCAUUCAACACAUUGAAAGAUGCGCUCAUCUCCACACCUAUUUUGAUUGCACCAGAUUGGACGCAACCAUUUGCGUUGAUGUGCGAUGCUAGCAGAUAUGUUGUGGGUGCAGUUUUGAGUCAGCGCAAGGACAAGGUAUUGCAUUCUAUUUAUUAUGCAAGUAAAACAUUGAAUGAUGCACAGGAAAACUAUACAACCACAGAGAAGGAAAUGCUCGCAGUGGUAUUUGCACUGGAGAAAUUCCGCUACUUAAUCGGAACAAACGUUGUGGUGUAUACAGAUCACUCUGCGAUCAAGUACUUGAUGACAAAGAAGGAUGCAAAACCAAGGCUUAUGCGGUGGGUGUUGCUAUUGCAAGAGUUUGACCUAGAGAUCAAAGAUCGGAAGGGCACCAAGAACCAAGUCACGAAUCAUUUAUCAGGAUUGGAGAAUUGCGAGGUUCAAGGGACAGGAAAAGAUAUCGAGGAAAGAUUCCCUGACAAGCUGCUGAUGGCAGUAGACAUUAAUAUUCCCUGGUAUGCAGACAUAGUGAACUUCAUUGUAUGCGAUGUCAAGAGAAUGGGGAAUAUGUUAAAAAGGAAUGAAAUGGCAUUGACGUCAAUCUUAGAAGUGGAAUUAUUUGAUGUUUGGGGAAUUGACUUCAUGGGCCCAUUUCCACAAUCCGAAGGUCAUCACUAUAUUCUGGUCGCGGUUGAUUAUAUAUCAAAAUGGGUUGAGGCCAUCGCAUGUGCCAAGAAUGAUGCGGCCAUAGUGGCGAAGUUUCCGAAGAAGAACAUUUUUGCUCGAUAUGGGAUGCGAUGA